Lodderomyces theae is the source of this 432-nucleotide messenger RNA. RefSeq names its product mitochondrial 54S ribosomal protein uL11m (gene MRPL19). Bases 1 to 432 code for a protein of 143 amino acids. Gene Ontology annotation, cellular component: mitochondrial large ribosomal subunit; ribosome. Gene Ontology annotation, molecular function: large ribosomal subunit rRNA binding; structural constituent of ribosome. Lineage: Eukaryota; Fungi; Ascomycota; Pichiomycetes; Serinales; Debaryomycetaceae. The transcript has a single exon. Gene Ontology annotation, biological process: translation. The record is from RefSeq and is a predicted model, not a curated record.
AUGGCAACGAAAGCAGCAAUGGUCAGGCUAGUGGUGGAUGCUGGAAAGGCGGCUCCAGCACCACCAGUGGGUCCAGCACUUGGUUCCAAGGGAGUCAAAGCUAUUGAUUUCUGUAAAGAGUUUAAUGCUCGUACCGCCCACUACGAACCAGGGACUCCAAUACCAUGCCUAGUUAAAGUCAAACCCGAUAGAACGUUCCAGUUUGAGAUCAAGUCACCACCGACAUCGUGGCUUUUGAUGAAGGCUGCUCAAGUGGAAAAGGGAAGUGGUAAAGCUGGAAGUGAAGUUGUUGGUAAAAUAAGUUUGAAACAUGUUUGGGAAAUUGCAAAGAUAAAGCAAACUGAUGAUCGACAUAAGGAUUUGGAUUUGAAGGCUAUUGUGGGGAGUAUCAUAAGUACGGCUAAUGUGGUUGGUAUUGAAGUUGUGCCAUGA